Sorghum bicolor (sorghum) is the source of this 816-nucleotide messenger RNA. RefSeq names its product helicase sen1. The transcript is spliced from 4 exons. NCBI's taxonomy places the organism in Eukaryota, Viridiplantae, Streptophyta, Magnoliopsida, Poales, Poaceae. Gene Ontology annotation, molecular function: helicase activity. The record is from RefSeq and is a predicted model, not a curated record. The annotation marks the transcript as partial.
AUGGAUAACAACUCUUCGUCCAUAAAGCUAUUAUGGGGGCCUCCUGGAACAGGUAAAACAAAGACCAUCAGCUCUAUCUUGUGGGCCAUGCUCAUCAAGGGCCGAAGGACACUUGCCUGUGCACCUACCAAUACUGCUGUGUUAGAGAUUGUGGCUCGAAUUGCCAAGCUCAUUGUGGAAUCUUCAGAUGGGUCCGUCUUCUUGAAUGACAUUGUUCUGUUUGGAAACAAAAAGAAUUUGAAGAUAGAUGAUGUUUGUAGCUCAUUCAGGUUGUACGAUGUACCUAUGAUUCCUUUGGAGUUGCUGAUCAUUGACGAGGCUGCACAACUCAAAGAGUGUGAAACCUUAGUUCCUUUGCAGCUGCCUGGCAUAAGGCAUGUUGUUUUCAUUGGUGACGAAUAUCAAUUACCUGCCCUUGUGAAGAGCAAAAUAUCUGAUAGUGCUAAUUUUGGACGAAGUGUUUUUGAGAGGUUAAGUUCUCUAGGCUAUAGUAAGCACCUUCUCAAUAUUCAAUACAGGAUGCAUCCAGAAAUAAGCAAGUUUCCAGUUGGUACAUUCUAUGGUGGCAAGAUAUAUAAUGGCCCCAAUGUCAGUCAUAAGGACUGUAACAAGAAUUAUUUAGCAGGAAAAUUGUUUAGGUCAUAUUCAUUUAUAAAUAUUGAUGGCAGCCAUGAAACAGUUGAAAAGCAUAGCCGGAGCCUGAAAAACUUGAUAGAAGUUGAUGCGAUUGUGCUGUUGGUGCAGAGAUUAUUCAAAGAGACGGUUUAUACAGGAAGCAAGCUCUCUGUUGGUGUUGUGUCCCCGUACAAUGCUCAA